AUGACUUUCCGUCUGUUCAAGCCGUUUAGUAGUAUACCUGAGCCAAAAAGAUGGCCUCUACUGGGCCACACGCAUUUGUUCAUUCCGAAAAUCGGUCCUUAUGACUCUCAACGUCUGACGGAAGCUAUGGGUGACAUAGAACGUAUGUUGGGCCCAGUGUUUAAACUGAUAUUGGGUGGCAAGACAAUGAUUGUCACCACAAGAGUGGAAGACGCCAAAACAUUGUUUGCCCAUGAAGGCAAGCAUCCGGCAAGACCCAUAUUUCCGGCUUUAAACCUACUCAGAAAAAAACCAUUUGGCACUGGAGGAUUAGUAUCUGAAAAUGGUGUCGAAUGGCAUAGACUAAGAAGAGCUAUUGCUCCUUUAAUGUCAAAAAAUAUUUAUGAAAGUUACAUUCCUCAGCAUAAAGAAGCAGCAGUGGAUUUCAUUGAUUAUAUAAAAUUGAACAGAAAUAAAGAUAAAUGUUUGAAAGACAUUUUUUACCACUUAACUAAAUUUUCUGUUGAGGCAAUUUCUAUAGUCUCUCCUGGCUUAAGAAUAAAAUGCUUAAAUACUGCCAUGUCCGAAUGUUUUGUAGAAGCAGGAAAUAAAUUCAUGGAUGGAUUGUACAACACCCUAAAAGAACCACCUAUAUGGGAAUUUUAUAAGACAAAUGCCUAUAGAAAUCUAGAAAGCUCACAUUCCACAUGUAAAAAUUUUGUUGACGAAUUCCUGAAACAGACUCAUGAACACAAUGCUCUAGUUAAUGCUAUAAAUACAAAUUCCAAUUUAUCAAAUACUGAUAUAAACUUACUUGUGCUAGAAAUAUUUUUUGGCGGGAUUGAUGCUACUGCUACCACAUUGGCAAUGACAUUGUAUUAUAUUUCUCAAGAUGAAAGCGUGCAAAAGGCUUGUGAGGAGGAUGUCUUACAAGGUACAAAUGCUUACAUAAAGGCUUGCAUAAAAGAAACGCUAAGGCUGUCCCCUACUGCAGGUGCAAAUGCCAGAUAUCUUCCAAAAACCACUGUCAUUGGUGGCUACGAAAUUCCAGCAAAUACAUUAGUGAUGGCAUUCAAUUCUUUAACAUCAACAAAAGAAAAAUACUUUAACGCUCCAUUAGAGUAUCAGCCCAGUCGAUGGUUAAGAAAUUCUAACAUCCAAAAGUUUGAUCCGUAUGCUUCAUUACCUUUUGGACAUGGGCCUAGAAUGUGUCCAGGGAGACAUGUCGCCAUGCAGGAAAUGACAAUACUCCUGUCUGAAUUAAUUAAGAAUUUCAAAAUCAGUAUGCCAGCUGAACAUGCAAAAAAUAUUGGCAUGAUCUAUCGCAUGAACAGAAUACCAGACAGUCGCAUAGAUUUAAUAUUCAACAAUAAAUAA
Molecule: messenger RNA, 1356 nt
Organism: Macrosiphum euphorbiae (potato aphid)
Lineage: Eukaryota; Metazoa; Arthropoda; Insecta; Hemiptera; Aphididae
Source: the annotation of a GenBank genome assembly